Molecule: messenger RNA, 3850 nt
Organism: Plectropomus leopardus (leopard coralgrouper)
Lineage: Eukaryota; Metazoa; Chordata; Actinopteri; Perciformes; Serranidae
Source: RefSeq, a predicted model, not a curated record
AGCGCCACACUCGCCACUCCCCCCUCCUCCGCCCUGCAGACCCCUCCCUGCAGACCCCCGAGGGGGCCGGACUCCGCCCAGCCGCGCAGAAGGCACCGCCUCCCCGACCUGCGUCCUGUCACUCAUCGAGAAGUUUGAGCGCGAGCAGAUCAUCGUGGUUCCUGACAUCACCGGGGGUGCUCUGUGUCCCCGCCUCCCUGACCCCGCCUCCUCCUCCCGACCAUCAUCACCGCCAUCAUCGUCAUCGCCCACCCCUCCCCCCGCUGACGAGGAGCCGCCCUCUGAGCUCAAAGGUCAUGAUGACAUCACACCGAGAGGAGACGGCGAGCGGCACGAUGACCACGAUGAUGACGAUGAUGACGAUGAUGAAGAGUUGGCGGCAGCGUGUCGUGAUGAACUCCAUCAGAAACGUCUCUCCAUGGAGUCGGGUUACAGCGCCUCAGAGAAACACCUGGAGGACGACAUGGUUGCCGUGGAGAUGAGGGAGCAACUACAACAGCAACCGCCGCCGCUGCUCGACCAAUCAGAGCUUCCGUCUGAGCGUCUGUCCCUCCCCUCCUCGCAGACGGAGGGGAAGCUGGCCAAUCGCGACAGCGGCAUCGACAGCAUCAGCUCUCCGUCGCACAGCGAGGAGCUCUGCUUCGCCGGCGUGGAUGAUGGGGGGGUGGCCUAUCCAUGCAGCCCCGCCCUCCUGCCUCGCCUCUCCAGCUCGUCCUCGUACGCCGGCGAGGGAGGGGAGGGGGUGGAGGGGGAGGCACGGGGCGGAGCCAGGAGGAGGAGGGAGUUCUCUGAGGAGGGUGACAGUGACUUGGAGGAGGAGGAGGCGGAGCUUACGCUGAUGCUGCCCCGCCCCAAGACGGACAGACAGGACUCUACUGAGGUGAGGCAGAUGAAGCUCCGCCCACAGCUGUCUGUCCAGCAGAGAGUCUUCAACAUUGCCAAUGAGCUGCUGCACACAGAGAUCGCCUACGUCUCUAAGCUCCACCUGCUGGACCAGGUUUUCUGCGCCCGGCUCCUGGAGGAGGCGCGGUCCCGGUCCUCGUUCCCCUGCGACGUGGUUCAGGGGAUCUUCUCCAACAUCUGCUCCAUCUACUGUUUCCACCAGCAGUUCCUGCUGCCGGCGCUGCAGAAGCGCAUGGAGGAGUGGGACUUGAACCCGCGGAUUGGGGACAUCCUGCAGAAGCUGGCUCCCUUCCUGAAGAUGUACGGCGAGUACGUGAAGAACUUUGACCGAGCCAUGGAGCUGGUCAACACCUGGAUGGAGAGAUCAGCUCAGUUCAAGGCCAUCAUCCAGGAGAUCCAGAGGGAGGAGCGCUGCGGGAACCUGACCCUGCAGCACCACAUGUUGGAGCCGGUCCAGAGGAUCCCUCGAUACGAGCUGCUGCUCAAAGAUUAUCUACACCGUCUGCCGGAGGAUGCGCCUGACCACAGGGACGCUCAGAAGUCUCUGGAGCUGAUCGCCACGGCAGCAGAACACUCCAACGCUGCUAUCAGGAAGAUGGAGCGGAUGAGGAAGCUGUUGAAGGUAUACGAGUUGUUGGGAGGAGAAGAAGACAUCGUCAACCCGACAAAUGAGCUCAUCAAAGAAGGACACAUCCUCAAACUGUCCAACAAGAACGGGACAACACAGGACCGAUACCUCAUCCUGUUUAAUGACAGGCUGCUGUACUGCGUCCCCAAGCUGCGUCUGAUUGGACAGAAGUAUGGCGUCCGCGCUCGUAUUGAUGUGGACGGGAUGGAGCUGAAGGAGACCAGCAGUGCUGCAGUUCCCAGGACGUUCCUGGUGUCUGGAAAACAGAGAUCCCUGGAGCUGCAGGCCAGGACGGAGGAGGAGAAGAAAGACUGGAUUCAGGCCAUCCAGGCGACGAUCCAGAGACACGAGCAGACGAUGGACAGCUUCAGACAUCUCACCUGCUCACUGCGAGACGACGAGUCCACGCCGCCGCACUCCCCGAGCUGUGUGGAGUUGGGGAAACGAGCUCCGACUCCGAUCAGAGAGAAGGAGGUGACUCUGUGCAUGAAGUGUCAGGAGCCCUUCAACUCCAUCACCAAGAGACGACAUCACUGCAAAGCCUGCGGACACGUGGUUUGUGGGAAAUGUUCAGAGUUUCGUGCUCGCCUUUCGUACGACAACAACCGCACCAACCGAGUGUGUGUGGACUGCUACGCCAUGCUGGUGGGAGCGACGCCGUCGCCCGCCGCGCUGAGCAGCAGCAGCCAGAGGAGGCGCUCCAUCCUGGAGAAACAGGCCUCCCUGGCAGCAGAAAACAGUGUGAUUUGUAGUUUUCUUCACCACAUGGAGAAAGGAAGUGGGCGGGGCUGGCAGAAGGCGUGGUUCGUCAUCCCUGAGAACGAGCCGCUGGUGCUGUACAUCUACGGGGCGCCGCAGGACGUGAAGGCGCAGCGCAGCGUGCCUCUGAUUGGCUUCGAGGUCUCCCUCCCAGAGUCAUGUGACCGCCUGGAGCGACGCCACGCCUUCAAGAUCUCCCAGAGUCACCUGACCCUGUUCUUCAGCGCAGAGGGGGAGGAACUGCAGCGGCGAUGGAUGGACGUCCUGCUGCGGGCCGGGAGAGGGGAGGAGCCUCAGGUCCACCGUCCAAUCGUGGAGAGUCUGGAGGAGGAGGGGGAGGAGCUACUGGCUGCAGCUGAGGGAGAGAACACGUGAUUCUAUUGGACAAGGACGGACGGACCAUGAAGAUCAAUAAUCCUUAUGGGAAACCAUUAAAACCAGUACACACAGAUAUUUAACACACACGCACACUGCAUGAUGUUUUUUGUUUUUUUAACCUGUGUCGUCACGCAGCAAGGUGGGCGGAGCUUCUUCUCCCACAGUAAAUCCUCACAGGACACACUGCUUUUUCUCCCUUCAGUUUGGUCUGAAACACUACAGUACCCAUAAGCCUCAGCUGCCGUCACCAUAGAGACGCGUCCACCUAGAGCUGUGAAAUCAGAGAUGUAUCAUGUAAAGAAGCUCUCUGAUUGGACGUUUCCUGGAACAUGAAGCACAUUUUGUCAGCAGGACGCCUCGCUGUCAGCGAGCGCCAUCACGUCUUUACCUUUAAAUCUAAAUCUGAGAUCUGAUCUGAGAGCAGCCGGCAUCUCUCUCUCACACACACACACACACACACACACACACACACACACUUUUAUCUAUCUCAGAGUGAACACACAAAAACACUUUUUCAGCUUUCUGCAGUGAGCCGGCUGAGUCUCAGACACUCGUACGGGACAAUUCUGCACCUGCUGGUUUAUGUCCAUCACCAGCGCUCAGAUGCAGGAUUGUUGGACACGAUAUUUUUUUGUUUCUUUUAGCCGGACCGGUCCCACUGAGAUUACGAUCUCUGUUUUCUGUGGAAGUCGUGAAAGGCAGCACAAGAUCCAAACACGCGAUGAUGAAGAGACACGAACAGAAGAACAGACGAUGUGACGUUAUAAAAACAUCCAGCGACUGUGAAGACUCCGUCUCUCUGAAAACAUUCACAGAAAUCAAACAUCCUGCAGAGUUUUUCAGUCUGACGCUGCAGAAUUCACCUGAAGCUGUUUCCCCAACCUCUGAAUAUUUGCUGUACACAGCUGACAUCUGUCCAGCUCCCUGCUGUCAAAGACAGUUUGACGUCACCAUCCUCAGACACAAACAAACAAGGUGGGUUUCCAUUAACUCGAAACUGCACCAACUGCAAAUAUUAAAUACAUCUAAUGGAAACAUCAAUUUGGAAAAAAAUUCCCAUUUUUCACAAAAGUUUUUCCUCUGGCAUGAGGUGGUACUUUAGGCGACUAUAAAAAGCCAUAUUUGUCCAAACUGCAGUGGAAACACUUUUUUGGCUUUUCUAGGUCACAUGAUGCUGUGAGG